Messenger RNA from Actinia tenebrosa (Australian red waratah sea anemone), 1106 nucleotides. RefSeq names its product beta-1,3-galactosyltransferase 1-like. Gene Ontology annotation, biological process: protein O-linked glycosylation. The record is from RefSeq and is a predicted model, not a curated record. Gene Ontology annotation, molecular function: hexosyltransferase activity. Gene Ontology annotation, cellular component: Golgi membrane. Lineage: Eukaryota; Metazoa; Cnidaria; Anthozoa; Actiniaria; Actiniidae.
UCGAAUGUAAAAUACUUGUAUCGGUAUUAACUUCGUGACUAAGAGGUCCGUUAUCAGCUAUGGUAUUUCACUGUUCUCGCCGAAGAUGGUGUUGGCUGUUUAACACAAGAAUGAGAAAACCGAUUUUUAUCCUAGUUUGUGGUUGGCUUUUCAUUGCUAUUUUUACCUUUUCAUUGCUAUCUUUACCUUCUACCAAAUCAAUAAACCGYAGCAAUUCUAAGAACUGCUCGUAUUUUCGAAAAUUUGUUGGAACUUCUGCAAAUGGACCGACCAAGUUUCCACUUGUUAUCCCACACGUUGAACCAAAUAUUUCAUGUGAAGACAGGAAGCUUUUUAUUGCUGUGUUUGUGAACUCGGCAUCUGCUGAUGAGCAACAUCUGCUUCGACGAAUGGCUAUCAGAAAGACUUGGGGAGCUUCUAGUGAAAUACAACCUAGAUGGAGAGUGUUUUUCGCUUUGGGAAUCAGCAAAAAUACCGCCGUUGAUCUUAAAAUCCGACGGGAAGCAUUAAAGUACAACGAUAUACUCAUUGGUAACUUUACCGACACCUACAAGAACGUGGUGAUUAAGACUUUUAUGUCUCAUUAUUGGGCGUACUUCAGAUUGAAUUGUGAAUAUAUUCUCAAGGCCGACGAUGACGUGUAUAUCCGAGUUCCAAGGCUGGUGGAAUGGUUGGCAGGUCCAGCCGAAUUGCCAACGAGGUUUUAUGGAGGAUAUUUGCAUGAGAUAUUGACUGUUGUUCGCGAUCCAAGAUUGCAGUGGUAUCUUCCCAAAGAGGUUUAUAACGAGACAAAUUUUCCUCCAUUUUCGCAGGGAUCAUUUCAAGUCGUCUCCACUGACAUGCUUCCUAGUUACUUCCACUAUACUCAGUUCAUCAGGAAACCUUUCCAUACAGAUGAUGCAUAUUUUGGUGUUAUGGCUAGAGACCUUGGUUUAUCUGCCAGGCAAAUUCCAGGGUUUCGCUUCUCUCUUCCAAAAACAGACGAAGAGCUCCUAGCUGUCAUUGCAUUUGGUCAUCAGGUUGAAGUUACAGGGAUGUUGAAGUACUACCUUAGAUACGAACUUCUAGCCAUAAUUCCACCUGUCUAUCAGAUGGAGUAGUAAGUU